Messenger RNA from Mollisia scopiformis, 1303 nucleotides. Its product is annotated as NAD(P)-binding protein. The transcript has 3 exons. Gene Ontology annotation, molecular function: oxidoreductase activity. Bases 276 to 1214 code for a protein of 312 amino acids. The record is from RefSeq and is a predicted model, not a curated record. Lineage: Eukaryota; Fungi; Ascomycota; Leotiomycetes; Helotiales; Mollisiaceae.
GUCUAGCGUUACCGAAAACAUCAAUACAUCAUUACUGUAACCAUGGGUUCCUCCACUCAUUGGACCCGAGAGCCAAUCUGCAUCGACCAAACGCUCUUACUCAUCGACAGGCCCGGACUGACGUCCGGAAUGAAAAUACUUACUUCCAGCCCUACGUUUAUAAUGAAGUGAUGUGUAAAUUGGUUGAGGAUUAUAUUUCCUCCCAUUUGUGAACGAUUUUCGAACAUUGAGAAAUACCUCUAUUUUCCGAAGUAACUCGAGAUAAAUCUUGAAUAAUGUCUUCUAUCAAGGAUACUAUCAAGUCGGUAACUGGCCAGGGUUCAGACUCUCAAUUCGCCAAGGGUCACGAAGCACCAGUCUCCUUCCAAAAGUCCGUCCCAGGCAAACAACAUGAUAUGCCCGGCCCUGAUCCCGUCAACGACCAACUCCCAACAGACGAAGGUGGCUAUCAACUUUACAAAGCAGCCGGCAAACUCGCAGGAAAGAAGACCUUGAUCACAGGAGGUGAUAGCGGUAUCGGCCGAGCAAUAGCCAUUCUCUAUGCCAUGGAAGGUGCCGAAUCUACCAUCGUUUACAUUCCCGAAGAACAAAGAGAUGCAGAGAAAACUCAAGAACUUGUUCGCGAGAAAGGUGGAAAGGUCACAUUGAUAUCAGCAGAUCUGAGGAAUCAACAAGCUUGCAAAAAUACUGUCGAGAAAGCUAUUGAGGCCAUGGGCCGGAUCAACAUCCUCGUUCUGAACCACGGAACCCAGAUGAUGCAAGAAACUAUCGCUGAUCUUUCUGAGGAGCAAUGGCUCAACACCUUCGCCGUCAAUAUCCACCCCUUCUUCUUCCUCUCCAAGUACACCCUGCCUCAAAUGUCUCGUGGAGACACAAUCAUCACUUGUGCGUCAGUCAACCCAUAUAUCGGCCGUCCCGAUCUGUUAGACUACACCUCCACCAAAGGCGCAAUCGUGGCCUUUACCCGCGGUCUUUCAAACCAAAACGUCGACAAGGGAAUCAGAGUCAACGCUGUCUGUCCCGGCCCCGUCUGGACACCAUUGAUCCCAGCAACCAUGAACGAGAAAGCUCAGAAGGAGUUUACAAGUCCAAUGGGAAGACCGGGACAGCCGAGCGAGAUCGCGACAUGUUUUGUGUUCUUGGCUAGUCCCGAUAGUAGUUUCAUCUCCGGGCAGAGUCUGCAUCCUAAUGGUGGUGUUAUUGUAGGAUCUUAGGUGGGAUGAUCUGGGAAGUGGGUGAGAAAAGGGGCAAUAGUCGCUUAAGCGAGGCAAUAGAGCAGGAUUUACACUAUUUUGAAUUCAUC